UCAGUUCCAAAUUCCAAUGGAGAAGCUCUGGAAUUCUCUUUCGCAACCUAUAAGUACAUGACAUGCUCCGAUCCUCGUAAGUCAGGAAAAAUCAUUUGAAUUCUCAAUCUCUAAAGCGCGAUUUUCUCAGCAACCAAACAACAAAUCACUUCCGAGUUAACCCUCGAAUCGCUUUGAAAAUGUCGCUGAUUCCGAGCUUCUUCGGCAACAGGAGCAGCAUCUUCGACCCCUUCUCUCUCGAUGCGUGGGAUCCCUUCAAGGAUUCUCCUCUCCCGUCGCCAUCAUUUUCCCGAGAAAACACAGCGAUCGUGAGCGCGCGCGUGGACUGGAGGGAGACGCCGGAGGCGCACGUGUUCAAAGCUGACCUACCAGGGAUGAAGAAGGAAGAGGUGAAGGUGGAGAUCGAAGACGACAGCGUGCUGAAGAUCAGCGGAGAGAGGCACGUGGAGAAGGAGGACAAGAACGACACGUGGCAUCGCGUGGAGAGGUCGAGCGGGAAAUUCUCCAGGAGAUUCAGGUUGCCGGAGAACAUCAAGAUGGACGAGGUUAGGGCUUCAAUGGAGAAUGGUGUGCUGACUGUGACGGUCCCUAAGGUUGAGACCAAGAAGCCUGACGUCAAAAGCAUCGAAAUCUCGGGCUGAACACGUAAUUUGAAUCCCUGAUUCCUGGAUCGAGUCUGUGUUUGAAUGGGUGUGGUGCUUCUGAUUCUUGUUCAUGUUCUGAUCUGAUAUCUGUGUCUGUGUCUGUGUCUGCACUGCAUCUACGUAAAUUCCUGGUUCUGCAACUCAUGUCCUGUUUUUAUGUUCCGUCGUUAUCUUAUAUAAAUGGUCGAGUUCGAAUGUAUCUUUUACCCUUUUGGAAAUUUGGCUUGCAGUAUGCGAUCAA
This is a messenger RNA of Tarenaya hassleriana, 885 nucleotides long. Its product is annotated as 17.6 kDa class I heat shock protein 2-like. Gene Ontology annotation, biological process: response to hydrogen peroxide; protein folding; response to salt stress. The record is from RefSeq and is a predicted model, not a curated record. Lineage: Eukaryota; Viridiplantae; Streptophyta; Magnoliopsida; Brassicales; Cleomaceae. The transcript has a single exon. The coding region runs from base 180 to 641 and encodes 153 amino acids.